Setaria italica (foxtail millet) is the source of this 1608-nucleotide messenger RNA. RefSeq names its product tryptophan--tRNA ligase, cytoplasmic. The record is from RefSeq and is a predicted model, not a curated record. Gene Ontology annotation, molecular function: ATP binding; tryptophan-tRNA ligase activity. The coding region runs from base 112 to 1335 and encodes 407 amino acids. Gene Ontology annotation, biological process: tryptophanyl-tRNA aminoacylation. Lineage: Eukaryota; Viridiplantae; Streptophyta; Magnoliopsida; Poales; Poaceae. The transcript is spliced from 11 exons. Gene Ontology annotation, cellular component: cytoplasm.
GGCCCCGCACGUCAGCGACACACGAGCCCGAGGUUUAGCUAGCUCUGUUCUGCCCCUAAUCCCCUCGCGCCGCCGGCGAGCAAGGGGGAGAGAUCUGCGCUGCGGGCGGCCAUGGCGGCGGCGGAGCAAGGGGCGGGGGCCGUGAGGAAGGAGGAGGGGGAGGGGGAGCAGGAGCAGGUGGUGAACCCGUGGGAGGUGUCGGCGGGGAAGGGCGGCAUCGACUACGACAAGCUCGUGGACCAGUUCGGCUGCCAGCGCAUCGACGACGGGCUCGUCGACCGCGUCGCGCGCCUCACCGGACGCCCGCCGCACUGCUUCCUCCGCCGAGGCCUCUUCUUCGCCCACCGGGAUUUUAACGACAUACUGGAUCUGUAUGAGAAGGGCGAGAAGUUCUACCUGUACACGGGGAGGGGGCCCUCGUCUGAGUCGCUGCACCUCGGCCACCUCAUCCCCUUCAUGUUCACCAAAUAUCUGCAGGAAGCAUUCAAGGUGCCCCUAGUUAUACAGCUAACUGACGAUGAGAAGUUCUACUGGAAGAACUUGACUAUUGAGGAAAGUAAAAGGCUUGCCCGUGAAAAUGCUAAAGACAUUAUAGCAUGUGGUUUCGAUGUUGAGAGAACUUUCAUUUUCACAGAUUUUGGUUUCGUUGGAGGCGCCUUCUAUGAAAAUAUGGCUAGAGUUGCCAGAUGUGUGACAUACAAUAAGGCUGUAGGGAUAUUUGGAUUCUCACCUGAGGAUCACAUAGGAAAGUGUACCUUUCCUCCAGUACAGGCAGUUCCAUCCUUCCCUUCUUCAUUUCCUCAUCUCUUCUCUGGCAGAGACCAACUGCGGUGCCUUAUUCCAUGUGCCAUUGACCAGGAUCCUUACUUUAGGAUGACUCGUGAUGUUGCUCCCAGAAUAGGUUAUCAGAAACCAUCACUGAUUGAAUCAAGAUUUUUCCCUGCUCUUCAGGGGGAGAACACAAAAAUGUCAGCCAGCGAUGCAAAUACUGCAAUAUAUGUUACAGAUAGUGCUAAACAAAUAAAGACAAAGGUGAAUAAAUAUGCCUUCUCAGGUGGGCAGGACUCAAUAGAGCUCCACCGAAAACUUGGAGCUAAUCUUGAUGUGGACGUUCCAAUCAAGUACCUAAACUUCUUCCUUGAAGAUGAUGAUGAGCUUGAGCACAUAAAGAAGGAGUACAAAGAAGGAAGGAUGUUGACUGGUGAAGUGAAGCAACGACUUAUCGCAGUUUUAUCCGAGCUGGUUGCUAGGCAUCAAAGAGCUAGAGCUCAAGUGACCGAGGAGAUGGUUGAUGCAUUCAUGGCAGUCAGGCCUCUUCCCAACAUGUUUGGCUAAACAUUAUGACAAACCAGGAAGAACAUUGCUGUUCUUUGGGAUAAUUUAAGGGAUGUGUAGAACAAUGGGGUUACCAUAAAUGUCUCCCCUGAUUUAUAUCCUUCUCUGAUUUAUGUGUACCUAGCCAACCAUCCUGUGUGGCAGGUUGAUUUUGUUGAAUCAAUACAUGAUGGUGUUAUUUAAGUUUAUUUUCAAUCAUGGUCCAUCAAUGUAAGAUUGAGUGAUCUUUUUGUUGAAUGAGAAGAGAUUGAUGGGAUUGAUUUGAAGCAGAAA